AUGAGUGCAGCCUUCGCAAGGAGUGCAGCCUUCGCAAGGAGUGCAGCCUUCGCAAGGAGUGCAGCCUUCGCAAGGAGUGCAGCCUUCGCAAGGAGUGCAGCCUUCGCAAGGAGAGCAGCCUUCGCAAGGAGUGCAGCCUUCUCAAGGAGUGCAGCCUUCGCAAGGAGUGCAGCCUUCGCAAGGAGUGCAGCCUUCGCAAGGAAUGCAGCCUUUGCAAGGAGUGCAGCCUUCGCAAGGAGUAGAGCCUUCGCAAGGAGUGCAGCCUUCGCAAGUAGUGCAGCCUUCGCAAGGAGUGUAGCCCUCGCAAGGAGUACAGCCUUCGCAAGGAGUGCAGCCUUCGCAAGGAGUGCAGCCUUCGCAAGGAGUGCAGCCUUCGCAAGGAGUGCAGCCUUCGCAAGGAGUGCAGUUUUCGCAAGGAGUGCAGCCUUCGCAAGGAGUGCAGCCUUCGCAAGGAGUGCAGCCUUCGCACGGAGUGCAGCCUUCGCACGGAGUGCAGCCUUCGCACGGAGUGCAGCCUUCGCACGGAGUGCAGCCUUCGCACGGAGUGCAGCCUUCGCACGGAGUGCAGCCUUCGCAAGGAGUGCAGCCUUCGCAAGGAGUGCAGCCUUUGCAAGGAGUGCAGCCUUCGCAAGGAGUGGAGCCUUCGCAAGGUGUGCAGCCUUCGCAAGGAGUGCAGCCUUCGCAAGGAGUGCAGCCUUCGCAAGGAGUGCAGCCUUCGCAAGGAGUGCAGCCUUCGCAAGGAGUGCAGCCUUCGCAAGGAGUGCAGCCUUCGCAAGGAAUGCAGCCUUCGCAAGGAGUGCAGCCUUCGCAAGGAGUGCAUCCUUCGCAAGGAGUGCAGCCUUCGCAAGGAGUGCAGCCUUCGCAAGGAGUGCAGCCUUCGCAAGGAGUGCAGCCUUCGCAAGGAGUGCAGCCUUCGCAAGGAGUGCUGCCUUCGCAUGGAUUGCUGCCUUCGCAUGGAGUGCUGCCUUCGCAUGGAGUGCUACCUUCGCAUGGAGUGCUGCCUUUGCAUGGAGUGCUGCCUUUGCAUGGAGUGCUGCCUUUGCAUGGAGUGCUGCCUUGGCAUGGAGUGCUGCCUUCGCAUGGAGUGCUGCCUUCGCAUGGAGUGCUGCCUUCGCAAGGAGUGCUGCCUUCGUAAGGAGUGCUGCAUUCGCAAGGAGUGCUGCAUUCACAAAGAUUGCUUCCUUCGCAAGGAGUGGUGCCUUCGCAAGGAGUGCUGCUUUCGCAAGGGGUGCUGCCUUUGCACGGAGUGCUGCCUUCGCACGGAGUGCAUCCUUCGCAACUAGUGCUGCCUUCGCACGGAGUGCUGCCUUCGCACAGAGUGCAGCCUUCACAUGUAGUGCUUCCGUCGCAAGGAGUGCUUCCUUCGCAACGAGUGCUGCCUUCGCAAGGUGUGCUGCAUUCGCAAAUAGUGUAGCCUUCGAAUGGGGUGCAGCAUUCACACGGAAUACAGACUUUGCAAGGAGUGCAGCCUUCGAACAGAGUGAAGCCUUUGCGAGGAGGGCAGCCUUCGCAUGGAGUGCAGCCUUCGCAUGGAGAGCAGCCUUCACAUGGAGUGCAGCCUUCGCAUGGCGUGCAGCCUUCGCAUGGAGUGCAGCCUUCGCAUGGCGUGCAGCCUUCGCAUGGAGUGCAGCCUUCGCAAGGAGUACAGCCUUCGCAAGGAGUGCAGCCAUCGCAGGGAGUGCAGCCUUCGCAAGGAGUGCAGCCUUCGCAAGGAGUACAGCCUACACAAGGAGUGCAGCCUUCGCAAGGAGUGCAGCCUUCGCAACUAGUGCAGCCUUCGCAAGGAGUGCAGCCUUCGCAAGGAGUGCAGCCUUCGCAAGGAGUGCAGCCUUCGCAAGGAGUGCAGCCUUCGCAUGGAAUGCAGCCUUCACACGGAAUACAGCCUUUGCAAGGUGUGCUGCAUUCGCAAGGACAGUAGCCUUCGAAUGCGGUGCAGCAUUCACACAGAAUACAGCCUUUGCAAGGAGUGCAGCCUUCGAACAGAGUGAGGCUUUUGCGAGGAGGGCAGCCUUCGCAUGGAGUGCAGCCUUUGCAUGGAGUGCAGCCUUCGCAUGGAGUGCAGCCUUCGCAUGGAGUGCAGCCUUCGCAAGGAUUGCAGGCUUCGCAAGGAGUGCAGCCUUCACAAGGAGUGCUGCCUUCGCAAGGACUGCAGCCUUCGCAAGGAAAGCAGCCUUCGCAAGGAGUGCAGCCUUCGCAAGGAGUGCAGCCUUCGCAAGGACUGCAGCCUUCGCAAGGAGUGCAGGCUUCGCAAGGAGUGCAGCCUUCGCAAGGAGUGCAGCCUUCGCAAGGAGUGCAGCCUUCGCAAGGAGUGCUGCCUUCGCAAGGAGUGCAGCCUUCGCAUGGAGUGCUGCCUUCGCAUGGAGUGCUGCCUUCGCAUGGAUAGCUGCCUUUGCAUGGGGUGCUGCUUUCGCAUGGAGUGCUACCUUCGCAUGGAGUGCUGCCUUUGCAUGGAGUGCUGCCUUUGCAUGGAGUGCUGCCUUUGCAUGGAGUGCUGCCUUUGCAUGGAGUGCUGCCUUUGCAUGGAGUGCUGCCUUCGCACAGAGUGCAGCCUUCGCACGUAGUGCUUCCUUCGCAAGGAGUGCUUCCUUCGCAUCGAGUGCUGCCUUCGCAAGGUGUGCUGCAUUCGCAAGGACAGUAGCCUUCGAAUGGGGUGCAGCAUUCACACGGAAUACAGCCUUUGCAAGGAGUGCAGCCUUCGAACAGAGUGAAGCCUUUGCGAGGAGGGCAGCCUUCGCAUGGAGUGCAGCCUUCGCAUGGAGAGCAGCCUUCACAUGGAGUGCAGCCUUCGCAUGGCGUGCAGCCUUCGCAUGGAGUGCAGCCUUCGCAUGGAGUGCAGCCUUCGCAUGGAGUGCAGCCUUCGCAAGGAGUGCAGCCUUCACAAGGAGUGCAGCCUUCGCAAGGAGUGCAGCCUUCGCAAGGAGUGCAGCCUUCGCAAGGAGUGGAGCCUUCGCAAGGAGUGCAGCCUUCGCAAAGAGUGCAGCCUUCGCAAGGAGUGCAGCCUUCGCAAGGAGUGCAGCCCUCGCAAGGAGUGCAGCCUUCGCAAGGAGUGCGGCCUUCGCAAGGAGUGCAGCCUUCGCAUGGAAUGCAGCCUUCACACGGAAUACAGCCUUUGCAAGGUAUGCUGCAUUCGCACGGACAGUAGCCUUCGAAUGGGGUGCAGCAUUCACACAGAAUACAGCCUUUGCAAGGAGUGCAGCCUUCGAACAGUGUGAGGCCUUUGCGAGGAGGGCAGCCUUCGCAUGGAGUGCAGCCUUUGCAUGGAGUGCAGCCUUCGCAUGGAGUGCAGCCUUCGCAUGGAGUGCAGCCUACGCAAGGAUUGCAGCCUUCGCAAGGAGUGCAGCCUUCACAAGGAGUGCAGCCUUCGCAAGGACUGCAGCCUUCGCAAGGAGUGCAGCCUUCGCAAGGAGUGCAGCCUUCGCAAGGGGUGCAGCCUUCGCUAGGAGUGCAGCCUUCGCAAGGAGUGCAGCCUUCGCAAGGAGUGCAGCCUUCGCAAGGAGAGCAGACUUCGCAAGGAGUGCAGCCUUCGCAAGGAGUGCAGCCUUCGCAAGGAGUGCAGCCUUCGCAAGGAGUGCAGCCUUCGCAAGGAGUGCAGCCUUCGCAAGGAGUGCAGCCUUUGCAAGGAGUGCAGCCUUCGCAAGGAGUGCAGCCUUCGCAAGGAGUGCAGCCUUCGCAAGGAGUGCAGCCUUCGCAAGGAGUGCAGCCUUUGCAAGGAGUGCAGCCUUCGCAAGGAGUGCAGCCAUCGCAAGGAGUGCAGCCUUCGCAAGGAGUGCAGACUUCACAAGGAGUGCAGCCUUCGCAAGGAGUGGUGCCUACGCAAGGAGUGCUGCUUUUGCAAGGGGUGCUGCCUUUGCACGGAGUGCUGCCUUCGCACGGAGUGCAUCCUCCGCAAGGAGUGCUGCCUUCGCACGGAGUGCUGCCUUCACACAGAGUGCAGCCUUCGCACGUAGUGCUUCCUUCGCAUGGAGUGCUUCCUUCGCAACGAGUGCUGCCUUCGCAUGCAGUGCUGCCUUCGCAUGGAGUGCAUCCUUCGCUAGGAGUGCUGCCUUCGCACGGAGUGCUGCCUUCGCACAGAGUGCAGCCUUCGCACGUAGUGCUUCCUUCGCAAGGAGUGCUUCCUUCGCAAGGAGUGCUGCCUUCGCAAGGGUUGCUGCCUUCGCAAGGGUUGCUGCCUUCUCAAGGAUUGCUGCCUUCGCAUGCAGUGCAGCCUUCACACGUUGUGCUGCCUUCGCACGGAGUGCUGCCUAUGCACAGACUGCUGGCGUCGCAGGGAGUGCUGCCUUCGCUAGGGGUGCUGUCUUCGCAGGGAGUGCUGCCUUCCCAAGGGGAGGUGCCUUCGCAAGGAGUGCUGCCUUCGCAAGUAGUGCUGCCUUCACAAAGGGUGCAGCCUUCGCUAGGAGCGCUGCUUUCGCAAGUAGUGCUGCCUUAGCAAUGGGUGGUGCCAUCACAAGGAGUGCAGCUUUUGCAAGGAGUGCUGCCUUAGCAUGGAGUGGAUCCUUCGCACGUAGCACUGCCUUCGCACGGAGUGCUGCCUUUGCACGGAGUGCUGCCUUUGCAGGCAGUGCUGCCUUUGUAAGGAGUGCUGCCUCCGCAAGGAGUGCUGCCUCCACAAGGAGUGCUGCCUUCGCGAGGAGUGCUGCCUUCGCAAGGAGAGCUGCCUUCGCAAGGAGUGCUGCCUUCGCAUGGAGUGCUGCCUUCGCAUGGAGUGCUGCCUUCGCAUGGAGUGCUGCCUUCGCAUGGAGUGCUGCCUUCGCAUGGAGUGCUGCCUUUGCAUGGAGUGCUGCCUUUGCAUGGAGUGCUGCCUUUGCAUGGAGUGCUGCCUUUGCAUGGAGUGCUGCCUUCGCAUGGAGUGCUGCCUUCGCAAGGAGUGCUGCCUUCGCAAGGAGUGCUGCAUUCGCAAGGAGUGCUGCAUUCGCAAAGAUUACUUCCUUCACAAGGAGUAGUGCAUACGCAAGGAAUGCUGCUUUCGCAAGGGGUGCUGCCUCUGCACGGAGUGCUGCCUUCGCACGGAGUGCAUCCUUCGCAAGGAGUGCUGCCUUCGCACGGAGUGCUGCCUUCGCACAGUGUGCAGCCUUCGCAAGGGUUGCUGCCUUGGCAAGGGUUGCUGCCUUGGCAAGGAUUGCUGCCUUCGCAUGCAGUGCAACCUUCACACGUUCUGCUGCCUUCGCAUGGAGUGCUGCCUAA
Schistocerca cancellata (South American locust) is the source of this 5181-nucleotide messenger RNA. RefSeq lists its product as uncharacterized. The transcript has a single exon. The coding region runs from base 1 to 5181 and encodes 1726 amino acids. NCBI's taxonomy places the organism in Eukaryota, Metazoa, Arthropoda, Insecta, Orthoptera, Acrididae. The record is from RefSeq and is a predicted model, not a curated record.